Drosophila guanche is the source of this 3980-nucleotide messenger RNA. RefSeq names its product insulin-like growth factor-binding protein complex acid labile subunit. The record is from RefSeq and is a predicted model, not a curated record. The coding region runs from base 1010 to 3334 and encodes 774 amino acids. NCBI's taxonomy places the organism in Eukaryota, Metazoa, Arthropoda, Insecta, Diptera, Drosophilidae. The transcript is spliced from 15 exons. Gene Ontology annotation, molecular function: protein binding.
AGAACAAUAGAGACCGGUCAUCAGUUACAACAAAGAUCAGAGCCUUUCAAUCAGAAAAACAUGGAAUCCCCGAAGGUAUUCUCGUGGCCGUGCCCCUUGCAACAUGUUGUAAGCUCUGCAUGCAACAUGUUCGACAGCCACUGUUCUCGGCUCCGGGCUUCGUAUUUAACAGCAAGCGCGCGACUCGAGGCGCCUUCAAAGUUCGUUUGUGUCUCGGGUAGCGUGGUUCGUAAAGGAAUCCGUUCGCGACUCUGUUGGCGUAUCUGUUGGCUGUUUUGAGCGUGUUUUCGAAGAUUGUGAUCCGACAGCUAAGCUCUGAGAACUGAAUGAGACUUAGCCACAAAUUAGGGUCCAAUCCUGCUCUCUAUUCUCGCUUUAAUGUUAUUUCGCGGAGUUAAUUAGUUGACAAAAAACUGGUAUAUAAUGAACCUGCCAUUCAUCCGGCACUUAAUUCAAAAUUGUAGCUGCCGAUCUGUCGCUUAAUGUGUGGAUAUUUCGCGUACGCAGAGUUUGACUAGUGCCAAAAAACAAAAUAAAGAAAAAACUGAAAAGCUGAAUGAAAGUUCUCUUUGCAACAAAAUCAACAAAAAUUUCGGUUCAACUGCUAAAUAAACGGGACCAGUUCAAAUCUUACGUACCCAACUUUUGCCGUGUGUGUGCCGUGAAGUCCUCCCCGUGUGCCUGUGUGUGUGUGUGAACCCUGUAACAAAUCUCAUUUAUUGGCAGCCAGAAACUGAUUUGAAUAUUCAGAUCUCUAACCCCCCCUUACAGACCACACCAGACAACACCCCGACUACAAAUUAUCUGAGUUUGUGUUACCUGUGCACCCCAUGAUUUAUAUAGGCUCUGCAGCAUCAGCAGCAGCCGUGAUGUAAAGUGACAAUUUUGAUAAUUUUCGAUUUACAUGCCGCUGUGCAUAAGACAGGCAGAGCCAAUUCGCAUUCAGAGUUCAACGAGUUGAAGGUUCAAUAAACGCAAAACGAAGAGGCACAGAGAAAGAAAGGCAAAGAUGCUUUUGAAGUGGCUGCUGUUCAGCCUGUGCAUAAUGCCGGCCAUGUUCAGCAAUACGAGAAGGAAGUGCCCCGUUGAAUGCCAAUGCAGCAUGGAUGACUUGGAUCGUUAUCAGGCCAUCUGCACAAAAGGUGGCCUCAACUCUCUGCUAUCCGCAAAUGAGCUUGAUAUUGACGUGAAAGUCAUUAUCAUACGUGGACCCAGGAACUUUAUUACGAUUGGACCUGCUUUGCGGCAGUUCAUGAAGCUGGAAAUCCUGCGCAUCACAGACUCCAAUCUCCCUGCCAUUGGUGCCGAGUCGUUCUGGGGCCUCAAAUAUCUGCGGAUAUUAGAUCUGUCCAAGAACAAUAUUACCAACAUCACGGAGAACAACUUUCGGGGCCAGGAUAAUCUCAUUGAAUUGGAUUUAUCGAAGAAUAAAAUUUUACGCAUGGCCAGUUCAACGUUUCGUCAUUUGACGGAUCUGCGCCGUCUUAAUUUGGCCGAUAACUCAAUCGUGGAGCUUGUGCAGCGAAAUUUCUUCAUGCUGAGCAGACUCAAGUACCUGGACCUGAGCGGAAAUCCGCUCCAGGAUUUACAGCCGGAUGUAUUCCGCGAUGUGUCGGAUCUGAAAGUACUCAAAUGCCGAAAUUGUCAGUUGAAAAAAAUCAAUCCACAGUUGUACAAUUUAUUGCCGCUUUUAAGCGAAUUGGAUUUGGGACGCAACGAGUUCAAGUUCCUCGAGAAGGACGAAUUCCGAGAUGUGAAACGUCUCAACAAAGUUCUGCUCGAUGGCAAUCAAUUGUCUGUGGUCGUGGACCAACUCUUUCGCAUGCAGAAAAGUCUUAAUCAUUUGGAUUUAUCGUACAAUCGUUUGGCCAAAGUGCCCAAUGAUUCGUUUUUGCAGCUGACCAAUCUAACAUUUCUGGACUUAUCCUACAACAAAUUGGUGCGUCUGGAGCCACAAUCUGUGCGGGGUCUGAGCAAUCUACUGACGCUGAAUAUUAGUGGAAAUGUUCUAAUGGAUCUUAUGGAAAUGCGCGAUACUUUCGAGCUCAUUCCACAGCUAACACAUUUGGCCAUUGCGGAUAUGGGUCCAUUGCCUGUUGGCCUUCUGACACCCUUCAGGCAACUGCGCUAUCUGAAUAUCUCUGGCAAUUCUUUGGACAACAUGGCACUGCAAGUCAUCGAUCCUUGUCGAGACCUGGAGUAUUUGGAUUUAUCUCGAAAUCAAUUAUACGGCAUAAAUGAGGACACUGCGCUACGGAUUCAAGGCAUACGCAAUGUGCGACUCGACAACAAUCCCUUGAUAUGCGAUGAAUGUCACAUGGGAAAAUUAAUAAAUGUCGUGCGGCAACUGCAAUGGAAAUGGGACACAUAUCCAAUUUGCUUUCUGCCGAAAAGCUUGCGAGGCGCUGAAAUAAAUAAUUUGGACAUUGGCGGGCUGCACACGUGCCUGGAUUACAUCAGCGAUGAGGAACAGAAUGCGGCAAGCACGUCGUAUAAUUUUCUUGAGCACGGUGGCCUCAAUACUCUGGCCAUUUUGGGUGGCAUCAUCUUUGUGCUAAUUGCCGUCAUUAUAUUGUCGCUGGUGGCCUGCUUCUCCAAGAAUCGAGCCCGCUACUACACCCGGGAGGAUCAUCUGAAUGGCAUAUACUCCUCAGGCGAGAGCAAGUGCUUGGAAAAGAAUUUGGAGGCGACCACAAUUACAACACUGGGGAAUGGCAGUUCGCCCACAACAACAACCACACUGACCCUGGCCACGUCCCCAACCCCGGGCAAUGGAACAGCAGCAGUCGGAGGAGCUGGAACAUUAUCUGGACCAUUAGUACAAACCAAUGGACAUGGAGUGAGUCCGAGUCCGGGCAAUGGCAGCACGCCAGCCCAUGUGGCAGCCGCCUCAAGCUCCGGCGAGAACAAGGGCAAGGAAAUCAACUUUACUUUCCCCAUUGAUGAUCGCGUCUGUACCAUCGACGAGCUGAUGCUGCCACCGGCGCCACCUCCACCAGCAGCGUAUCAGCACCACCCCAGCAUGGGCAGUCUGAUGUACAGUGUGUCGCAUUCGCCGGGCAGCGGACCGGCUGGAACAGCCACCACCAUGGCCGCUGUGGCAGCUGCAGCGACUGUCAUUCCUCCGGGUGCACCCUCUCCAAUGCCAACGCCCGUGCCCACUCCAGCCGAGGCUGUGGUUGUGGUGCUGCCUCCGCCACCGCAGCCCCCACAGCUACAGCAUCACCACCACCCGAUGGAGGGGAGCCUGGAGCCUGGAGCCAGCCUUCGUGAGGUGCAGCAGCAGCUGGUUCACUUAAACAGCACUCUGGAGCCGCUGGUCAGCGUUAACUGACCCAGGGGCUUAGCAACAUCAGUAGCAUCCGCGGGCAAGUUUGCCAAGCAAACAGUAAGCACGACACCGACGUAAGCCGCAUCCAAACAUCCGCACAUCCGAACAUCCGUAGAGCUGAGCACUACACUGGCACUGCAGACGUGGGGCGUAUAAUUAAUGACAGUGCGGCAGGCAGCAUUGUUUUCGGGGUCAAAUUGGAGUGAAGUAAUUAGGAUUUGAGUUUGCAAUUAAGUGCAUUAAUCAUUCGGUCAGUUGCUACAGGCCGAUCAUCAUCAUACUCAUACCCUGUCUACGAUCAUACUGCCAUUUUCACAAUUAACAACUUUAACUGGAGUUUCACUAAGAUACUUGUAAUUUAAUUUUAAACACACACAUUUUUUAUACAAUUAUGCUCGUCUGUAUAUAAAAUUGGUCUAAAUUUAAGCAAAAACCCGAGAGAGAACCCAGUUUGAAAAUUAAUUUCGCACAUUUCAAAUGUGAUAAAUCCAAGUAUAAUCUGUAAAUAAAUAUUAAGCAAGACAAAACCAUAAAAACUAAAAAACUGAAUGUGUAAUCCCUAAGAGAGAAGACAGGAUGGAGUACAUUUGUAUAUUUGGCCAAUGCGAUUCAAAAUUGAGCAGCCGCUGUUUGAGAAUUUAAACGUAAA